Penicilliopsis zonata CBS 506.65 is the source of this 840-nucleotide messenger RNA. RefSeq lists its product as hypothetical. Gene Ontology annotation, molecular function: glyoxalase III activity. The transcript is spliced from 2 exons. Lineage: Eukaryota; Fungi; Ascomycota; Eurotiomycetes; Eurotiales; Aspergillaceae. The coding region runs from base 46 to 621 and encodes 191 amino acids. The record is from RefSeq and is a predicted model, not a curated record.
CCGGAAUUCGCCCACCCCUGGGCUGUCCUCGCCAAACAUGCAGAAAUGGUGAUUGCCUCGCCGGCCGGGGGCGCUGCUCCCCUGGACGCCUCCUCCGUCGAGGCGUUUGCCAACGACGCCGUUUCCGCCUCGUUCCUCAAGGAGCAGGAAUCCCUGUGGAAGCAGACCGUCAAGCUGUCCGCCGUGGACGAGAAAGACUUUGAUGCCAUUUUCUACGUGGGGGGGCAUGGCCCAAUGUUCGAUCUGUAUUCCGACGAAACCUCCCUGCAGCUGAUCCGCUCGUUUGCAGAGGCCAAGAAGCCCGUGGCCGCCGUGUGUCACGGCCCUGCGGUCUUGCUAAAGGCAACCUCUACGUCGGGAACCCCCCUCAUCGAGAACGCCACGGUGACCGGCUUCUCCAACGUGGAGGAGGAGCAGGCCGGACUCACGGCGGCGAUGCCCUACCUGCUCGAGUCGGAGCUGCAGCGUGUCUCGGGCGGCGGAUACGUCAAGGCUGAUGCCCCCUGGGGGGAGAAGGUGGUUGUCUCGCGCACUUCGCUGGGGGGGGUUCUUAUCACUGGGCAGAACCCGGCCAGUGCGACGGGCGUUGGCAAGGCUAUUCUGGAGGAAAUCACCAAGUAGUAUGUAUCAUUACAACCAUCACUAUAUCAAAUAAACAUCUCAUGCCAAUUCUACUACACUCUGCGGCGGUAACUCGGCGAGAUGAGCUAUACCUGGCAGUUCUGGCAUGUGUUGCAUAACCGGCAAUUCUUGAACAUGUCCAUCUGCUUCUUUCAUAUCAACUGGCAACUCUGGCUUCUCGUACGUGUAUUCAGGCGGGGGAACGGCAGGCUUUCGCUU